This is a messenger RNA of Cuculus canorus (common cuckoo), 8041 nucleotides long. RefSeq names its product RAD50 double strand break repair protein (gene RAD50). The record is from RefSeq and is a predicted model, not a curated record. NCBI's taxonomy places the organism in Eukaryota, Metazoa, Chordata, Aves, Cuculiformes, Cuculidae. The coding region runs from base 153 to 4091 and encodes 1312 amino acids. The transcript has 26 exons. Gene Ontology annotation, molecular function: double-stranded telomeric DNA binding; ATP hydrolysis activity; G-quadruplex DNA binding. Gene Ontology annotation, biological process: telomere maintenance via recombination; chromosome organization involved in meiotic cell cycle; telomere maintenance via telomerase. Gene Ontology annotation, cellular component: condensed nuclear chromosome; nucleus; Mre11 complex.
CUCGUGGGAGUGGCCUCCCGCCAAUGGCCGUGCCCGUGUGCGCGGCUCCGCCAUUGCGCGGCGGGACGGCGGGCGGAGAUUUUCCAUGAAGCUUCGUUUUCUAGGAUUCAUAACGUUUACACUUCUGACUUUGGAAGAGAAGUUCUGCAAAAAUGUCAAAAAUUGAGAAAAUGAGUAUCCUUGGAGUGAGGAGUUUUGGAGUGGAGGAUAAAGACAAACAAAUUAUCACUUUUUUUAAUCCAUUAACUAUUCUGGUGGGACCGAAUGGUGCAGGAAAAACGACUAUCAUUGAAUGCCUUAAGUAUAUAUCCACUGGAGAUUUCCCUCCUGGCACCAAAGGAAACUCAUUUGUUCAUGAUCCAAAGGUUGCCAAUGAAACAGAUGUUAGAGCUCAGAUUCGAUUGCAGUUUCGAGAUGUGAAUGGAGAACUCGUAGCUGUCCAGCGAUCCAUGGUCUGUACCCAGAAAGGCAAGAAAACAGAAUUUAAAACACUUGAAGGUGUCAUUACCAGAAUGAAGCAUGGUGAGAAGGUCAGCCUGAGCUCCAAGUGUGCAGAAAUCGAUCGGGAGAUGAUUAGUGCCCUUGGUGUUUCCAAAUCGGUGAUUAACAACGUUAUUUUCUGCCACCAAGAAGAGUCCAACUGGCCAUUGAGUGAGGGGAAGGCCCUCAAGCAAAAAUUCGAUGAGAUCUUCUCAGCAACAAGGUAUAUUAAAGCACUCGAAACUAUCCGUCAGGUACGUCUGAAACAAAGUUUGAAAGUAAAAGAGUAUCAGACAGAACUGAAAUACCUCAAACAGAAUAAAGAGAAAGCACAAGAAAUCCAGGAUCAUCUUAGCAAUAGAGAGGCUCAGCUGGCUGCUUCCAGGGAGAAUGUAAAAUCUAUUGAGAGUCAACUUGAUCCUCUGAAGAGUUCUCUGGCAGUAGUUGAGCAGAAUCUCACAAAAGUAAUGAGGCUGGACAAUGACGUAAAAGCCCUGGAGAGCAGGAGGAGGCAGAUGGAGAAAGAUAAUCAAGAUUUGCAACAGAAGAUGGAAAAGGUCUUUCAAGGAACAGAUGAACAGCUAAGGGAUAGAUACCAGAACCACCAGAGAACAGUGAAGGAGAAGGAGAAGAGGUUAUCAGACUGUAAGCGUGAAUUAGAUAGAGCUGCUAAAGAGUGCCAGAGAUUCAACAGCGAGAAGUCAGAACUACUGGUUGAACGAGGUCGUCUUCAGCUGCAGGCAGAUCGUCACCAAGAACACAUCACAACGAGGGAUUCACUAAUUCAGUCUUUGGCAGUGCAGCUGGAAUUGGAUGGUUUUGAGCAAGUGCCUUUUAAUGAAAGACACGUCACCACUUUUCUUAGGUUGUUGAAGGAGAGACUGGAAAGAGAUACAGAAGCUGCCAAUCAUUUGAUGAGAGAAUUUGCACGAAAAGAAACAAUGAAACAGAAACAGAUAGAUGAAAUAAGAGACAAGAAAACUGGAUUAGAGAGAACCAUUGACCUGAAAUCUGACAUUCAAAAUAAGAAGCAAGUUGAGCUGAAGAAUGUAAAAUACGAGUUGCAGCAGUUGGAGGGGUUCUCAGACAGAAUUCUAGAAUUGGAUCAGGAGAUUGUCAAAACAGAACAUGAGCUGGAGAAGGCUGAGAGGAACAGCAGUGUAGAAACGCUUGAACUGGAAGUACACACUCUGCAAAAUGAGAAAAUAAACCUCGACAAAGCUCUUAGGAAGCUGGAUCAAGAGAUGGAACAGUUGAAUCUACAUACCACAACCAUUACCCAAAUGGAGAUGCUGAAGAAAGACAAAGCAGAAAAAGAAGAGCAGAUUAGAAAAGUGAAAUCGAGACAUUCUGAUGAGCUGACGUCACUGUUGGGAUACUUUCCGAACAAAAAACAACUUGAAGAUUGGCUUCAUGCUAAAAAUAAAAAGAUCAAUCAGACAAGGGAUAAUCUUGCUGGCCUUAACAAAAGAUUGGCAUCAGCAGAAUACCAUAAGACGUACAUCAGCAAUGAGUUAAGAAAAAAAGAAGAGCAGUUGUCCCUUCAUGAAGCAAAACUUUUUGAUGUUUGUGGAAGCCAGGAUUUUGACAGCGACCUGAACAAACUACAAGAUGAGAUUGAGAAAAGUUCAAAACAGCGAGCUGUGCUUGCUGGAGCCACUGCAGUUUAUUCCCAGUUCGUGACACAGCUGACAGAGGAGAACCAGUCGUGUUGUCCAGUUUGUCAGAGAGUUUUUCAAACGGAGGCCGAGCUGCAAGAUGUGAUUAGUGAUUUGCAGUCGAAGCUGCGUCUCGCUCCAGAUAAACUGAAGUCAACUGAGUCUGAGCUUAAAAGAAAAGAGAAGAAACGUGAUGAAAUGAUGAGUCUUAAACCGCUUCGGCAAACCGUAGUUGAACUCCAAGAGAGGGACAUACCGGACUUGAGGAACAAAAUACAGAACGCAAACAGGGAUUUAACAGGCCUGAAGAGUGAGAUAGAAGAACAGGAAUCGCUUUUGCAGACAGCUUUGUCUGAGGAGGAAGGCGCCAAGGCGUGUUUACAGGAUAUAACACUAAUGGAAAGGUACCAGACUGAUAUUAGGGAUGUUGAACGAAAAAUUGCUCAGCAGGAGGCUAAGCUGCUGGGGUUCGAUUUGAGUAGAACUGUUCUACAAGUAAGCAAAGAAAAACAAGAGAAAAAACACUUGUGGGAUACAGUUACUGGUAAAAUUGAGUUAAAUCAAAAACUCAAGCAAGAUCAGCAAAAUCAGAUUCAGCAGCUAAAGAGUACAGUUAAUGAACUUAAAGCAGAGAAACUUCAGAUUUCCAGCAGUAUGCAGCGUCGUCGACAGCUAGAGGAACAAACAGUGGAAUUAACCACUGAGGUUCAGUCCUUAUUCAGAGACAUCAAGGAGGCUAAAGAGCAGAUAUUUCCUUUGGAUGCAACUUUAGACAAACUGCAGGAGGAGAAGGAGGAUCUAAUCAAUAAAAAGACUGCAAGUAAUAAAGAAACACAAGACAAGAUAAACGGCAUAAAAGAGAAAGUUAAAGAUAUCAACAAGUACAUGAAAGAAAUUGAAAACUAUAUUCAAGAAGGAAAAGAAGACUAUAAAAAGCAAAAGGAGUCUGAAUUAGAUGAAGUAAGUUCUCAGUUAGCUGCCUGUGAGAAACAGAAGGACAAGAUAAGUAAAGAGAUGGAAAUGAUACGACAAGACAUUGACACUCAAAAAAUACAGGAAAGGUGGCUGGAGGAUAAUCUUACCUUGAGGAAAAGGAAUGAGGAGCUGAAAGAAGUUGAAGACAACAUAAAACAGCUCAUGAAGGAGAUGGGAGAAAUGAAAGUCCCGCAAAUGAAAAAUGAGCAAAAAUAUUUAGAGGAGAAAAUAGAAUCUCUGAAAAGAAACCAUCAUGUUGCACUUGGCCGACAACGUGGAUUUGAGGAAGAGAUCGUUCGGUUUAAAAAGGAACUUCGAGAGUCACAAUACAAAGACGCAGAGGAAAAAUACAGAGACAUGAUGAUUGAUAUGAGAACAACAGAGCUGGUGAUGAAAGACCUGGACCUUUAUUACAAGGCUCUUGAUAAAGCAAUAAUGACAUUUCAUAGCAUGAAGAUGGAAGAAAUCAACAAAAUAAUCCGUGACCUUUGGCGAAGCACCUACAGGGGACAAGAUAUUGAAUAUAUAGAAAUUCGUUCUGAUGCAGAUGAGAAUGUCUCAGCCUCUGAUAAAAGAAGAAGUUACAAUUACAGAGUGGUAAUGAUAAAGGGAGAUACAGCACUGGAUAUGCGAGGAAGGUGCAGUGCCGGGCAAAAGGUGCUUGCUUCUCUUAUUAUUCGCCUUGCUCUAGCAGAAACAUUCUGUCUCAACUGUGGCAUAUUGGCACUAGAUGAGCCCACUACCAAUCUUGAUCGAGAAAACAUAGAGUCUCUUGCACACGCCCUGGUGGAGAUAAUAAAAAGCCGCUCGCAACAGCGUAAUUUUCAGCUUCUGGUGAUAACUCAUGAUGAAGAUUUUGUUGAACUUCUGGGUCGUUCUGAAUACGUGGAAACAUUCUACAGGAUCAAGAAGAACAUUGACCAGUGCUCUGAGAUCAUGAAACGCAGCGUUAGCUCCUUAGGCUCAUAUGUUCAUUAGAAUGUCAAGUGAUUACAUAUUAUAGACUGGCUUAACUGCCUAACUUGAUGGAGAUCAAAGGAAGGCACCUGAAAAUAUGGUUUCUUCAUAUCAUAAACUUUUGAAGACUUAUAACAAUUUUUGCUGGAAUCUGAAACAGUCAGCCUUUUCAACUUUCUCUGUUUCUACAUUUUGCUGUGCUUGGAUUUAGGAAUCACCAUCAUUUGGAACAAUAUUAAUGAAUACAGCACAGUUAACUUUUUGAUGUAUUUUACUCUUUAGAAGUGAAAAUAAAGUUGUGAUGUUCUUCAUGUGUUUCCUGGCAGGAAGAUCCAGGUGGGGAUUCUUUGGACAAGCUGCAGCUGUCAACAGAACAGGGCUUGCUCUCCAUCACUGCAUUAUGUCAAGUUGAGGAUUGAUUUGUGUCUAGUCAAGGCAAGUUCAUAGCUACCCGCUCAGUCUACCCAGAGUUCAGACUCUUCAUAGAGAACUUUUUCUGCUUUCUCUACAGUGUGUUAAUCGCUCCAGAUGUUAAUCUUCACAAAAUAUAACAGCUUUCUUUAGAGAAAGGGAAGUCCCAUCUCUAACUGAAUGAAUGAGCGCAUGUAUAACAGAAACAUAUUUUAACCAUAUUCUCUUUGCUUAGUGCCGUUUACCUCUCUGCUGCUCUCAGAUGAUGACAUUUAUGCAUUGUGUCGUAUUCUGAGUUUCUAUGAGAUACAUCAAGUUCUGUGAAAAUGAUACAAAAAUGCUGUAGAGAUUAUUUAUAUGGAUGCUGAACUUCACCUGCACCCCUUGGAGUUCUUCCUUGAAGCUGUUUUUUGUGGUACAGCAAUGCCCCAGGGACCUACAGAACGCAGGCCAAGGGGAACCUACCACCAGAACAACAACCGGAAGCUGACAGGGAUGGCAUGUUUCAGAAUGCAAAGGAUCAUUGUGAGUCCUGAGAUUUUGGACAAGGGUUCCUCAGCAACGUGCCUUCCCACCUCUGAAGCCCCACAAGCUCUUGAAGCAUGUGAUUCUUGAGUCUCUAUUUCUUCAUAACCACGUAAGGGGGCACCUCUUCUUUCUUGAACUCUAGGUACCAGGUGCAAGUCCAGAAGCAGAAGCUGGACUUGUAACUCUUUAAAUCUUUGUGGAGAGUGGCAGUCAGUCAAACCUCCUUAGCAGGCAGCAUAUGCCCAAAGCUCAGUUUCAGAGGAAGAAUCUUUAACCCGCUAUGAAAAAAGAGUUAAUCUCAGUGCCAUGAGGACAUCUGUCUUUGGCAAAUACGACAGUGAGCCUGAGAGCAUUGCACGCUGCCUUCUUCCCACUUCAGCAUCUGGGAGUCCCUUUAUCUUGGGGUAGGAGAGCGGGCAGCCCAAGCUGGGGGCCGGUCCAGCACUACGGCCCGAAGCAGGCGCAGGCCCUGACCGCAUGACUUUGCGCGGGGGGGAACAGUGAUGUGUGGCCCCACGGGGGCUGCACUGUAGCUCUAUCCCAGCUCUGUCAGCCCCUUGCAUUAAAGCAUGCCACUGCUGACACCACCCCAUAAACGGUCUGGACAACAUCUGCCUUGACAAAGACAAAACCCAACAGUAGCCCUUGUCUCGUUCUUCAUCCCAGCAUUGUGUGUAGGCAGAGAAGUAGGUGGACUUGGCAGUUGGUGCCUUUACGUGUGAUGCUAGAAACUGAGCACUUUAACUAAGGAGUGUUUCCACAUGAAUUUUCUGAAACUGCAAGUCACUAGAGGCAGGGUGGCCCCAGUCAUCAGGAAACCACUCAAAGAUAAACAGAUGAAUGGGACUUCCUAGCAAUUACACUCUCAUCAAUCCCCUGAAAAGGCCAUUAACACCAAACUGGGGAGAGGGGGAAAGAGAAGACAAAGGAAAAUGCUACUAAGAUGCAUUACGUUUGCAGUUUUAAAUAAGAAGCUUCACUGACUCUAGUACUACUUCCUGAAGGGGAAUUUUCUUAAAGAUAUAAUCAACAGAGAGGGAAAAAAAAAAAUUGAAUUUUCAAGUUUUCCUGUAAUACCUCUUUAUUUUAGCAUGACACAUAUGUCGCAGCUCACGAAGAACUGCAUUAUCUUCAGAAGCAGCUCCCCAACUCUUUCAAUUCUGUGCUUGUUCUUCUUAAGUUAAAGCCAUGGUUUGCCAUUCCUUGGUAAAGUGGUUUGGGCACAUUUUUGCCUGAAACAGCCUUACUCUCUUCCCCAGCUGCAAAGUUCAUCCUCACACACAUUCUGGAUAUUAAAGUUUUUGCCAGAACUUGAAAAAAUAGAGAAAGUGCGGUGGGAAACUAACCUCUAUCAAGUGUCAGAGUGGCAAAAAUUAAUCCACAUAAUGAUUGUUCUCUACACCUUUCAUUUGAAUAAUCCAUAGGCUUCUCUGUAGCUGAAAGCGUGGGAAAGAGACUGCACCGGCCCAUGCUUUUGAUACAGGAAACAAAAAAUGUGCUUAUGUGAAUCGGGUGUAGGAGAAACUUCAAACGGGUAGAUGAUCCUCUGCUACUCGUGGCACCGCGGGGAGAGUGAGGAGAAGAGCAGGCCUGUGCUGCGACCGCCCCCACAGGAGCCUGAGGAUGCAGAUGGGUACAGUCAGCCACCCCCAGCACAACGUCAAGGGGGUCCCUGCUCUGCCACGGCUUCCUGCCCUGCCACACAGGCGAUGGCUCGGUCUCCCCUCCAGCUCUGGCCUGCAGGUGAGGGUGUAGGAGCAGAAUGUUGUGGGGAAGGGGUUGUGACCCUUACUGACAUUCAUGGUGCUGCACAAAGUUCAACACCGUCUCUGCGUUGUGAGGCCCUGGCCCAGGUUGCCCUGAGAAGUCGUGGCUGCCCCAUCCCUGCAGGUGUUCCAGGCCAGGUUGGAUGGGGCUUGGAGCCCCUGAUCCAGUGGGAGGUGUCCCUGCCAUGGCAGGGGGUUGGAAUUAGACUAUCUUUAAGGUCCCUUCCAACCCAAACCAUUCUAUGAUUUGAUCUAUAGCGCAGAACCAAGCAGAGAUGUCAAAGCAAGUUGGGUGCAAAUUUAUUAAUGUAACUCAUCGGGCAGGUCACAGAGUGGCACAGAAGCCAUUCGGAUUGGCGCUGAGGCUGAUUUCCAGUGCAGGGAGGUGUCCGUCCUCCCUGCAGCGAUGCACGCACACCUUCCCAAGGCACAGCCACAGGCACACACACACAUGCCAUGAGUUAACCAAAAAUGACAACUGCAAACAAUAACUAUCAGUGCUUUAACAGAACCAUUGGUGAGCGUGGUUGCAGCGGGCUCUGGAGCCAAGGAUUGGGCAGUUGCCCGGGGUGGUGAUUUCGUAGCCACGGCGGCACCCUGAACACAGGGUUCCUCCCAUGGCUGUGCAGGCUCUGGCGGGGCAGCCUGAGGAAGGUUCGUGGGGAAUCCAUCCCUUUGCAGGGUGCGGGUGCAGAGGGAGCGCGGUGCCCGCGGAGCCAGGAGCCUACAGCGGCAAGUGCCUUUCCUCCCACCUCUGUGCCACAUCAUUUAUUUCUGCUGUAACACAACUCAUUUUCGAUUUAUCUGCACUUAGUGAGCGAGGUGGCAACUACUUUCACUAGGAAAAAAAAAAAGGGUGUAAAGGCAGCCGUGUCUGAACAGCCUUGUUUCUACAUGGGAUUUAUAUUAGCAGUGAAAAACCAAUCCUUUGAAGGGCUGGUGCUUCCUUAGCUGUUCUUUACGCAGUACAGUGCUGUUCUGUCUGCUCAGAGGCUGCUCCAAAGGCAGGCGCUUGGCUCGAGGUACCUUCUUUUUAAAAAAGAAAAAACCCAAACUGCUCUCUGACCUGCCUGAAGUAAAAAAGUGACUUUUAAUCGCAUCACUUGCUAUUUCCAUAAAGUUUCUAACUGAGGGUGUCUGUGUUUCUGCCUGCGUGCUGCAUUUUGAGCAAAAAGCUUUUGCAUGCCCUAAAUAUUCAAAAUACCCCCCCAACCAGAUGUGAUUAUCUACAAAUUAACACCGCAAACCAAAGCAAUAAAUAGAGAU